AUAGCCACAUUGGAGAUCUGCAGGACUUCAGGACCAGAGAGGAAUGGAGGAGGACAACCAGGACCAGGAGCAGCGGAGCAACGAGGUCCCCCGAAGACCAGCAGCAGACUGGGCCUCUGAUAGCAGCCAUGUUCAGGAGUGCUCAGCAGACGGAGAGCUGGCCACCGUAGCAGUAAAGGAGGAGGAGGAGGAGGAGACUGCAGCAGCAGUGAAGGAGGAGGAGGAGGAGACUGCAGCAGCAGUAAAGGAGGAAGAGGAGUAUGUGGUGGAGGAGGUUUUGGACCACAGAGUGAUGAAGGGAAGAGUAGAGUUUCUGCUGAAAUGGAAGGGGUUCUCAGAGUAUGUAUGAGUCUAUAAUAAUAAUAA
Molecule: messenger RNA, 366 nt
Organism: Etheostoma cragini (Arkansas darter)
Lineage: Eukaryota; Metazoa; Chordata; Actinopteri; Perciformes; Percidae
Product: probable chromo domain-containing protein LHP1
Exons: 2
Coding region: 44-349 (101 amino acids)
Source: RefSeq, a predicted model, not a curated record